Molecule: messenger RNA, 3018 nt
Organism: Thermochaetoides thermophila DSM 1495
Lineage: Eukaryota; Fungi; Ascomycota; Sordariomycetes; Sordariales; Chaetomiaceae
Exons: 1
Coding region: 1-3018 (1005 amino acids)
Molecular function (GO): protein binding
Source: RefSeq, a predicted model, not a curated record
AUGGCAGAAACACUCAGUCAAUUGGGCAAUUUCCUCAAAAACGGUUGCUACCUCGAUGUUCUGCUCAGCACACCGGCCGAGCAGCUCAUUGCCGACUAUGUCACCUCCAUCACUAACUCUAUCACCAGAUCUCAGGAUGCGACAAGUUCUCCCUCCCCCGGUGAGAGGCUAGCCGUCGGCCUGGCAGCCUUCAACGCCUUCCUCCAAGCGAACGUCACUGGUCCCGUGCUAGACGACCAGCUCAUCCGCCAUGUCGAGAAACGCUUCUUCCCCAGCGGUAGUCAGCGUCGUGUCCUUCGCACACAAUUCCUCCGCGCCCUGGAUGUGGAUGGUGUCUCGGUGUACGAGCACAUUCCGCAUGUGGAGCUUUUCGGAUUGGCAAAGUUCGUUGUUCUGGAAGGGUUUAUCAGUGAGAAUGAUGAUGUCACGGAGGGAUUGGGACUCGACGAAAAGCAGGGCGCGGAAAGGUCCCUUCGGUGGCUUGCGCUGCGUAUCAGGGUUUGGCAUUAUAAGCUGUUGACAUCGCCCAACCUUGGGCCGGGGUCGGUGUUUAAUAAGAGUCAACAGUGGUGUGACGUGCCGAGUCUGCAAGGGGAGAUUGAGAGGGGGUUGCAAGAGGUGGAAGGGAUGGUUUUGAAUGGGGAGAGGAGAUGGAGUGCGCUUCAUAAGGUGCAGUUUCUGGUUGAGAAGGCGAAUGUGCACAUUAUUUUGGGGCAGGAGGGGAAGGCUAAAGAUACGUUGAAGCGGGCGACUGCGCUGAGUGGGUUUGUUUAUGCGCUGUCGGGUGCGCUGGGGAAAAGAACGAAGUUCCAGAAGGAGGAUAUCAGCCAGUUGGUUGUUUUGGCUAAGAGCGGGGAGGUUUCAGCGGAUGCUGGCAAUGCUGCUGAGCAGCCUAAGCCUGAGGCGCUCCCGUUGAAUGAUGAUACCCUGCUGGAGAACGUUGAGUUCAGCAAGGACGCGCCGAAGGACGAUCCCAAGGCUGAUUUGCCCGAAGCGCUGCGCGACCUUAAGCCGGAUGAGCAGCCUCAGUUAAGCUCACUUGACCAGAUUAUUCUGCUGGCAGAGGCGACUAUCAAGGAUGCAUUCUCGCCGGCGGACUCUCUUACCCUGGAGGAGGUCCUACCGUUUGCGGUGAGGGUGAUCAAUGACAAGUCGACAAACUGGCAAAUCUACACGCACGCGCUGCUGGUUAGGUCAAGGAUUGAGGUUCAUCGCAGUAGAACGGUCGAGAGAGGUGUGCUGCAGAUGCAGGCGGUUGUGGAUCAGGUUGUUGUUGACACGACGCAGCCUGUUAGAGAGGAGAAGGAGAAGGGUGAAGAGGCUAACGAGUCGGGGCUUCCUGAAAUCAAGGUUACGGAAGAUGGGGAGGAUGAGAAGCCUACAGAGCCCAAAAACAAGCCGACUACUUUCUUCCCUGCCCCGAAGCCUACCGAGACGGCCCCCCCUCAAAUCCGUCUCGAGUAUAUCCACACAUUGAGUUCUCCCCCACGCUGGCAUCUCGAGUCCGAGCUCGCCUACUCCUGGGCCGGCGUUGGCUCUCUUGUCUCAGCCAUGGAGAUCUUCAAGCGCCUGCGACUCUGGGCCGAAGUAGCCUUGUGUUACGCAGGUCGCGCAGCCGCCGACGACGAAGAAGGCCGCGGAAGCGGAGGAGAGGCCAAAGCCAAGGCUAUUCUUCGCUGGCGUCUCUUCCAUCGCACAGGUACAAUUGAAGGCGACAUCGAUGAGGAUGCCGACGUGGACGAACUUAAAGAGGCAGAUUUCCAGGGUCCGGAGAGGCAGCCGCCGCCACCGAAUGCCCCUAGGUUGUGGUGCAUUUUGGGUGAGAUUGAGAACGACCCUGCGCACUACGAGCGGGCGUGGGAGAUUUCGAAUCACCGGUAUGCCCGUGCCCAAAAGUCGCUGGGUGAGUAUUACCUUCGGCAGAAGGACAUUUGGCGCGCAAGGGAAGCGUAUCAAAAGGCGGUUUCCGUCAAUAGGUUGAGCUCAGAGCUGUGGAACAGGCUGGGUGACAUCAAUCUGCGGUUGGGCGACUUUGCUGAGGCGGCUGAUGCCUUUGGGAGGGCUAUUGCUGCCAGCGAUAACGCUGCUGGAGGGGAGGAUGCACGCACGUGGAGUAACCUGGGCAGUGCACUAUACAGUCUUUAUGUGGAACGCAUGAGGGAGAUGAAGAAGGCUAAGGAGGAAGGCAGGGAAGUUGAACAACACGCUCCUGUCGACCUUUCGCCAGACUACGACGACGAGGAGCUCACAACUAACACCCAGAAGCCCUCUGACCGCGACCCAGCCACACUCCUGGCUCAGUCUCUUGCCGCUUAUAAGAAAGGUGCCAACAUCGCCCAUGAUAAUUGGCGCAUUUGGGAUAACGUUAUUACUCUCGCCUACCGCAUGCGCCCCAUCCCUGUGUCAGACCUCCUUCUUGGCCUGCGUAACCUCGUUCGUCUCAAGUCUACCGAAGACGUGCUUGAUAUCUCUGUGUUGCGCGUCCUGCUCAACGAGGGAGUCCUUUCUAAGGAGAAACCGGCUGGAGAUGAUGAGAGCAAAGUUUACGAGCCUCCUCGGGGUACUGAAGAACGCGCGGUGUGUGAAUUUGUCGAAAAAUCCGUUGUUCCCCUCAUCACAACCCGCUCGGAACUAUGGGAGCUCGUCGCCCGCGAACGGAUCUGGAGGCGCGAUUACGCUGGCGCCAUCGAUGCCGCAGAGCGGGCCUGGCGCGCAGCUAUCGGCGGCGGCGGUGGUGUUGGCGUCGGAGCGUCAAGCUUGUCUCCGUCUUCAGCGAAGGGGGAGGCUGCGAGGAAGAAUUGGAUAGAGGAUAGGGAAGCGUUUGGGGUCGUUUUGGAGCGGACAGAGGAGCUGGUGUCGAUAUUGGAGAAUUAUGGGGAGAGGGUGCCCGAGUUGGGGGAGAGAUGGAAGGGAAAGGCGAGAAUGGCUGUGCGAAGCGUUAUGGGGAAGGCGAAGGAGAGCUGGGAGGGGACGGAGGAGUGGGAGAAGUUGGAUGGGUUGUUAGAAGGGUUGAGGUAA